Messenger RNA from Pyrus x bretschneideri (Chinese white pear), 2089 nucleotides. RefSeq lists its product as uncharacterized. The transcript is spliced from 5 exons. The coding region runs from base 1364 to 1747 and encodes 127 amino acids. NCBI's taxonomy places the organism in Eukaryota, Viridiplantae, Streptophyta, Magnoliopsida, Rosales, Rosaceae. The record is from RefSeq and is a predicted model, not a curated record.
AUGCUUUUCUGUAUAGACAAAAACAUGGCCUGAUUUGGCUAUACUUUACUUAAUCAGAACACAUAAUUUGCAAAAACAUGCAUAUUGUAGGUAUUUUAAUUGAAAAAGAUGCGGAGCCCUUAGAAAUACAUAAUUUGCAAAAACACGCAUAUUGUAGAUGAACACACCAUGUCAACUUUUUGCCACUUUGUUUUCAAUUUUGCCCUCACUUUUGAGACACACUCUUGACAAAAGGAGGGCAAAAUAGUAAUUUUGCAUCUUCUAACAAAAUGACAAUCAUACCCUCAUUUUCCUAUUUUAUCCUCACUUUUGAUACACAAUAUUUACACAAAGAGGGCAAAAAUGGUAAUUAUGUAAUAUUAAAAAAAAAGGUGCCCUUCUUAAGAGAUCUCAUCAUCAUUGUCUCUUACUUUUUUCUAAAAAUUUUAAAAAGCUAAUCACACUACUUAAUCAAAAACAAAAAAGAAAAAGAAAUUGUUCACACACAAAGUGUGUGCUUAUACCCUAGUUUUAAUUGAAAAAGAUGUGGAGCCCUUAGAAAUACAUUAUGUUUACAUAUUGCAAAUUAGGACCCAUUUUAAAACAUGAAUUUUUACUAUCUUGACUCAUUUUUUCACAUUCUAUCCACCUAAAAAAUUAUGUCUAAAUAACCUUAUUUUCACAUGAUAUGAGUAGUAAAUAAAUUUAAAGAGUAAAAUUAAAACUAACAAAUUAGUAAAAGAUUAUAUUUAAUCAUUUCGAUAGAAAAUAGUAUAUAAAUAUAACAUAACUCUGUUCAUUAAAAAUUAAUUUUUUUAUAACUCUAGAAAAAAAAUAUACAUAACCCUUUUAAUUGGAGACGACUGACAAAUCAGUCUUGUUUGCCAUCAAGUUCAAUACACGGAUUUCCUCAUUUAUCAUACAAUUCAAGUGCUUAAGAUGUUUCGACCAAAAAAAAAAAAAGAAUAAAAAUGCCUUAAAGAUCUUUGACCACUCAGCUUUACGCCCUUCGUGCCCGAAGACGUAACUCUCUUGCAAUAGCAUUGUCUUGAGGUGCAAAUUUGAUCGCCUUUAGAAAGUCUUCCCGCGCAGCAUCUGUCUAGGCCCCUGUUUGGUUUCGGAGAAAAUCACAAGCUCAAAUUUACGCGCACAUUUUCUCAAUUUUUGUGUUGGCAUUGAUAGUUUGCGGUGAAGGAGGUUAUCGAGAAGGUUCUGGCUGGGCUGAUACGGCCUCAUUUCAUUAUAGCUAAAUAUUGGAAGUGGGCAUUUCCAAGUUUGUUUGUGUUCUUGCUCAUAUGAACCCCUUAAUCUUAAUUAGUAUAUCUGAGCACGAACCUAUUCGGUGAUCAAUCUGAAGAGGAAGAGGAAUAGAGCGAUUCCGAGCAUGAGUCUAAUCCACGGCCCAAUUCUUACUUUGAGGGCUCCGACCGCAGCACACAUCAGCAGCGAUGGCGAGGAGAAGCGGCACCAGAUGAUGCAGAACCUAUUCGGUAAUCAAUGUGAAGAGGAAGAGGAAGAGGUGAAUUCCGACGACGAGUCCAAUCCCCAGCCCAAAUCUUACUGGGCUAUAACAAGAUUAUCUAUUGUGCUACUGCAUGCUCUGCUAUCAGCGGAGACCUCUACAGGGUUGAUCAAAGAGGGGUAUACAAUCUUACUAAAGCAUUUCAGGACUAUAACAACAAAAUGUUGCGAUUACGAGCAGGAAAGAGUAGCAAGAGCAGACUUACAAUUGUUAAGUUCAAGACUCCGGCGACUCCGGCGGCAGUAGAUGGACGGGAAGUUCGUCUGGGGACUUACUUUUAGGAUGUAGUUGCUCCUACGUAUGAUGGAGGAAUGGAUGUCAAGUUCAAAUUCACUUUCACCGGAGAUGCUGUUUUCUCUAGAAAGAGAAAGACUAAUGUGGGGUUUUGAGGCUCUAAAUGGAAACCAACUAUUAUUCCAUUUACUCUAUUUUAUGCUGCAUUGUAGGAUAUGUUGAGCUGUCAAAAAAGCUUUCACUUCCUUUGGGUCGGACCCUUGACCGGCAUGCCAUAUUUGCAUUCUCAAAUGGAGCUUCUAAGCUAAAAGCAGCUUCCCUAAAUGAAAUUCAUGAUAUUUUUCUUAUUUUUAA